Messenger RNA from Striga hermonthica, 249 nucleotides. The record is from the annotation of a GenBank genome assembly. Lineage: Eukaryota; Viridiplantae; Streptophyta; Magnoliopsida; Lamiales; Orobanchaceae.
AUGUUCAAACCAGUAGUGUCGCGAACGGUCGUGAAUCGCUACGGUAGGAGGCCUGUGAACAUGGUGAGCGGCUCCGUCGACAUACUUUGGACCGCGAAUUGGCGCGUCUGCCAGGCGGCAGUGGAGGCGGUCCUCCGAGGUGGCCGGUCGAAGUCGAUGCUGAAUCUCAUCGGGGGACGGUUAACGACUCCUCAGACUGCAUGGAGAAGUAUGGGCGGCUGCGCUGACUGGCGGCAAUGGCCGGACUGA